Porites evermanni is the source of this 11582-nucleotide messenger RNA. NCBI's taxonomy places the organism in Eukaryota, Metazoa, Cnidaria, Anthozoa, Scleractinia, Poritidae. The record is from the annotation of a GenBank genome assembly.
ACAAGAGAACUUGAGGUGAGCUUAAGGAGUGCUUUAACAAAGUGAAAAGUUUUGUCUGCGAUCAGUGUGCGAUAACACUGAUUCAGCCUUCAGGUGCGUUUGAACGCUAAUGCGGUUAUAGUUAUUGCAGCCAUUUCCAUGCACAAACUCAAGUUAAAAAUAGUAGAAGCGAACAAUUUAAGUUUAAAAAAAGACAAACACAAAAGAGUGACUGUUCUAUUUUGCCACACCGUUUUCUGAAUGACUCAGGCUAGCUUAAAAAAGCCAACAAAGCAACACGCCUUUGGUCUUAUCAUUGUCUACCGCUCUGAUUAGGGUUUGUUAGGAAUACUGAUUUCUUGCCAUAGUUCACACAAACACAUCAAAGCUUCAAAGAUCUUGGUAAAAAUCCAGUAAUGCACCUCAACACCGCACAGCCAUAUUACCGAAGCUGUUUACAGCGGAAUUGCUUUUAUCUGAAAAUUCUUUUCUCUUCCUGUUUAUACUAUUUUUGCCUCCCGCACAUUUUUCCUGUACACAAAAUUUUAUCCGCGGGCCCUGUUUUUAUCGAUAAUUAGUGUUUGCAGUUUGCUAAAUUUCCUUACCUUGGUAAGGCAAAACUAGAAUUGCCCUUUUUUCUUCUGUUUCAUCAUUUGACGUCGUUUAUAAUAUACACAGUAAUUUCCAUGUCUUGUUCGACAAAGGGCGAUCAUUUUAAAUCUUUGAAGAGUUUACUUUCCUGCUGUUAUUCGGUUUGAUCGCAUGUCUUUUUUAUUUGGGGAUAGAAAAGUAAGAUAAAAUAUUUAUUUUAGUCAUUUCCAUGAAGAGAAUUCUUCAACAGCGUUUCAAAACACGGUCACAUUCAGGACAUGUGAAUCAUUUGGGUACCCUAUUUUAGGCUCUUUUUGACAGAUUAUUUGCCCUCGGGUAAUAGACAAUUGAUGCUAGCUGUUCUAAAACCAGCGACUCACAAAUAUUUAUUUUCUCUCAAGCUAACCCCUCUCCCUCGCCCGCCAAUAGCUCGCGUCCCUGCAAAAAUCAAAGGGAAAAAAAAUAUAUUUUUCAACUUUGUUGUUAUCUUCGAACUACGAUAGCUUAAAAUUUGCAAUUAAUGCAGAUCUUACGGUCCCCCUUUUGACAAAGAAAGGAGAUCAAAACUCGAAAGGUCCUUUUGUUCGAGUACAAUAACUGUUUACGUCAUUCUUUAUACUCGCGCGCUCAACCAUCCUAUAACCAUGACAACCUAAUGCGUUCGUGGCAUCAAUUACGUCCGAUGACGUCAUUGUCUACGUCUUGCAUCCAUGCAUUUACCAAGGCUGCAAGCGAAAAUGUCCUUUGUCAAAUGAAUAACACAUUUCCUUGUCGUUUUUCUUGCUCAAACGCAUUUUUAUUCGCCUCCAUAGGCGCCUUGGUUCGAAUGCAGGGCCCAAGAUGGCGACGGAACGAACCAAGAGGGCUAUAAAAGUGGGAUUUUACGACAUUGAGAAGACAAUCGGUAAAGGCAACUUCGCUGUGGUGAAGCUGGCAAGGCAUCGCGUCACAAAGAGUCAGGUGAGAGACGAAGGCCUUUCAUCUUGUCGCUCGAAAAGAACUGAUUGCUCUGUAACAUGUACAGUCUGCUUCUCUGCGUGUGAUUUUACUAACUUUUCCUGUUAUUCGUCUGCGUAGGUCGCCAUUAAGAUCAUCGACAAAACUCAAUUGGACGACACAAACCUGAAGAAAGUUCACCGCGAAAUUCAGAUCAUGAAGAUGUUAAAUCAUCCGUACAUCAUCAAAUUAUACCAGGUAUGGCAUUUGCUUUACCGUCGCGUGCGAUCAUAUAUUCCGAUGUUUCAUUCCAGGCGCAUGAAUGCACGAGCGAAAUUCGCCAGUGCAACGCUCGAUCAAGGCCUCAUUUGUUAGUUGCUACUCUAUUAUAUUCAUCAGUCCAGUUAGUCAUUAAAAUAAAUCUCUUAUUGUAUUUUUUUUUCUCGGAAGGUGAUGGAGACUAAAAGUAUGCUGUACCUGGUGACUGAGUAUGCAAGCAAUGGUGAAAUGUUUAGUAAGUUUCAUUAUCAAAUACAAUAAUUUUGUGUUUAAAGACCCCUUGUGUGUAAACUCCUCAUUUGCAAUUCUCGUCAAGCGUGAUUGUAGUCAGCCGUUAUAUUAUUUCUCGUUCCUUGGCAGCUAUUAAAUCACUCAACUGAAGUGCAUUUUCAUCCGUUCGACGUGGAGGAAAAUUGUGAGAUUUGGCGUAGAAUAAAGUGAAGUUUCGUCAAAGGCUUUUUUCGCGAAAGUACAAUUUACUAUUGUGCGGUUUGUGAUCGUCAAUUUCGGCAUGCGUGACGCACGUCGCGGUGGUAGUACACUACAAAAUAUCGCUUUUACCGGCAAUCUUCUGGUCAAACUUUCGUCAGCUCACUAGAGUUUCAACCAGCGACCAACGUAUGUUAUAAGCUAGGUUGUUCCCUUAAUUUUUGAAAGGUAAUUAUAGCGUUUUUUUACAGCGAUGAGCAAAUAAAAAUUUUCUAUUGACAAAAUUGUAAGUCAAGCUUGCGAAGAAUAUCGAUUGCUUUACAAGGAGAGAACAAUCAUGUCAAGCCUCAUAUUUUUGCUAUUUCUUUUUGCUUUGUUUUCUAUGUUGCUAGUAAUACGUCAAAGGCAACAGAUCUGUCAAACAGAAAAAACCAACCUCAAAAAAGCAUCAAUCACAUGUAGAUUGCAUCAGUUUUAUAUGCCAUAUUCUUGGAAUAUUUUUUCCGCAUUUCAGUUUUAAGAUAAAUUUGCCCUGAACUGUAUUUAUCGAUUUCUUGAAGGUAGCUAAUUUCGUUUUAUCGGUAGUAAUUUUCAGAUUCUCUUGGGAAGUCAAUGUUUACUUCUGAAGUGACUAAAUUGAAUGAAUUGCUUUGUGUGUGUGUGUUUUUUUUAUCAUGCGCCAGACUGUGAUAACAGUUUCACACUCCUUAAAACCUUUAAACAGAAUUUAAUAAGAAUAAUCCGAAGAUCACUAUGUAACAUACCGUAAAGCUGAGCUUCGAAAUUUUUACUUAUCAACAUGAACAGAAACUUAGCUUUAAGUACAAUUUCCGUUACAUGUUUGACGAAUUUGAAAUGUUCGCGUGAGUAGCAUUUUUGAGCGGAAAGGUUAUGUAUACCUGUACACAAUUUCAUAUUUUGGCCGUGAGAGUGAUAUUGAAAGCAAUCAGUAAAGAGUUUUGUUGCCUUUGGAAAAUUUUUCACUAUGAACAAAGAAUUUCGAGCCAAUUUUGCAAAUAUGAAGGACUUUAUACAGUAAUACCGUUUGGGUAUGUGAUACGUAACCAGUUUAGACUUAAUCAUAAAUUGCCAAGGCUAUAACUGCGUGUCAGCAUGUAAAUAUUUUUCAUAUUCAUCGGUAUCCUCCUUAUUCCAAACAGGAAUGCAAUCACAAACAACAUCACUAAAUUUCGAGUUCAGGAUGCUUUUUAUAGAAAACGUGGCAUUACUAAAUGACUUCCUCAGCUAAUAUCUUCAAUAUCAUGUUGGUUUGUCCUUUUACAAUGACCUCAAGUCAUUCAAGAAAACUGGCCUCUUAAAGUUAGUCUUGUGUAGUUAGUUUCAUGACUUAUUCUACUAGAAUAAAAAAUGUCUGUUAUGACUUAUGUAAGAUUUGGCUUGUUGUUGGCGAGUUGGCUUUCAUCUGCUGUUUUGUCACAUUGUUGGUAUGUGCCUUCUGUCUGAAUAUAAUGGAAAAUGGCAAACAAUAUAAAGGUUAAGAGGAAAUUGAAACACCGCAAGCUAAGAAUAGCUGUUGUCUCUAAAAUUUGAUUUUCACACACUUAAUUCCGUUCAUGAGCCAAUAUCUCAUAUUUUGCCUAAAAAUGGAAUGCUGGAGUAAUUAAAGCAUAACUAAUCAAACAAAGAGAUUGAGACCAAGCACCUUGCGGCUAUUAAGAGUUGGUUUGACCUUUUGGCUACCCAAUACCCGGAUAUAUACAAAAGUAUUUACAUUCCUUUUCCCCGCUCUGUUUUCUUUGCAUCUCUAAUGUUACUAAAAAAAAAAGUGAGCAUUAUUUCUUUAGAAAUAAAUGGCCUUGUUGGCCGUGAUGAUCACUCAACCAGCUUUUUUGUUGGGUUAAAGGCUAAAAUAGAUUUUGAUCACUGUUAUAAUUCACUGAGUGAAAUGACGUUAAACUUCCACAGAAGUCAGUAAAGAAAACUUGACAUUUCAAUUUAACAUUGUUAUGUUUCUAGCUGCCUAGUGUGGCUAGCUGCCUAGUAUGUCUGUAUUUUCCAAUUUAUUCAUGAAAAUUCAACUUGUGCUCAAACUCAAGGUAAUAAACUCAAGCACAUGUUUAUCUUAUAUUUGCUUCAUUUUGCAGACUACUUAUCCCAUGGUGCUUUGCCAGAAAAAGAGGCACGGAAAAAGUUUGCACAGAUUUUGAGUGCAGUGGAGUACUGUCAUGAAAGACAUGUCGUACAUCGUGACUUGAAAGUAUGUUUAACUUAAUGCUAGCAUAAUUUUACUCAUUUAGAGAGACAUAGGAUCCACCUUUUCUACUGAAGUUUGUCUUAUCAUUAAAUAUCAGGGCUGUCAUUAAGAGGCGGGGGGCCAGAGAUUUCCCCUGGCUAUUUCAUGGGGAAAUAGAAGAAAAAUAGAUCCAAAAGAAACCCUUAAUCCUUAUUUAUGGGGCAACUUGAAAUCUCAGUGACAACCCUGAAUAUUAUCCAUUCCUGCAUCUUUGUGAUAGAGGAAUUGAAGGGGAUAUUAUAUUUGAAAGGAUUAUCCAUCUCAGUUUGCCAUGUUCAUAGGAAUCAUAGCAUCCUGUGUUUUAUGCUUUAGAGGCAUAGACUGGCAGACAGAUGAUUUGUCUGAAAAGAUCACUCUUUUAUAGAUCAUUUCUGCUCAUGGGGUCAGCCACUGUGCAAAAGUUCAGACGAGAAAAGAAAACAAUCCCCACAGCUUUUUUUCGUACAACAACAUGGCUACCCUUUCAUUGUUUUGGUAGAACAAUAUGGCACUGGGAUAUUGUGAAAAAAUGAUUUAUAAAUAAAGUAUUAUAAAUCAUGAAGCUUCUAGAUUUGCCCAUAAAACAGUUGAAAUUAAUAAUUUAGCCUCCAGUUAGGAGUGUAGUUGACAGAAAAAGUAUGACUGCAUUUAUUUUCACACUUGACACUGAUGUGAGAUAUACUCAUAAUUUUUUUUUACUUUUUAGGCUGAGAAUCUUCUUUUAGAUCAAAAUUUAAACAUCAAAAUUGCAGGUAAGAAAUAUUAGGUCAUUUAAAGGGAUAAAGGUUAAGAUAAAAUGGAAAUAAAUUGUGCAGGGCUGAUAAUGUUUGAAUAGAGACAGAAAAUUUAUUUUUGUCAUUAGAAAGCAAAUUAAAUCUAUGCUAGCUAGAACUAUGGCUGUGUUAAACAUGCAAAUGUAUUGUUAAGUGAUGGUUUGCACCUGCAUGUGACUAUGUCUCAAAUUUCUGUAAUACAAGUUGACUGUUUUGAAGCCACCUGCCUUGUUGGCCUAAUACAUUUUUAAUCUGUUUGUAUGGAAAAGUUACUGGAUAACUCAAAUUAUGUCUUUUUUCUCUGUAAUACCCUUCUAAAAGAUUUGAUAAGAAUAGCAAAAGGGUAUACAGGCUCACUCUAAGCAAUGUUGUACAUGUAAAUGUGUUGAGAUUGUCACAAGGGUGCCAUCUAUCAGGCAGCACAGCUAGACUCCCCAGUUUAUGCAAAUAUAAUUAUCCAUGACCAUAUCAAAGUUUUCCUUAACAAGGAAAAUUUUAAUGCUGACCAUUGUUUGGGCUGAAAGGAGUUUAAUGUUUGUCUCUCAAUUUCAGACUUUGGGUUUGGAAACUACUAUACCCCUGGCAAUCCUCUGAAUACAUGGUGCGGCAGUCCGCCUUACGCUGCUCCUGAAGUAUUUGAAGGAAAACUUUAUCAUGGUCCACAGCUGGAUAUUUGGGUGAGUAACUAUUGAUAUUAUCUAUUUUACCCAGAGAAACAUACACUGAAAUCCCAUGCAUGAGUCACACAACUGUACUGCAUUUUACAUGGUAAAAUACUGUCCAUGGACUUUCAUACAAAGGACUACACUUUUAUAAGUAUGAACUACUUUUUUGCAAGUUGAGUUUAAAAUUUUACCUAAUAUAGGGCUAAACUGUUUAGACCUAGAGUAUCAUGCCUUUCCUGGGGGUAAGAGGAGAGAAGAAUUGGGAAGACCAAGAGGGGAAGAUGAGGGGAGAGGGCGGCCUUAACUCUUUCCCCCACUCCCUUCACUUAAUUCCUAGCCUACCAGCAAGCUCUCCAGGGUGCUCCAGCGGCGGGUUGAGAAAAGGAAGAAGAGCUUGCAACUACGUCUCUGGAAUUUGAAUAUCUGCUUUGAAAAAGUCGAUGCAAAAUGCUGAUUGGCGGAGAUGACAUUAGUAAUGAGGACGUUACCCUUAGCAUGUGUUUUUCGAUGUUUGUUUACAUUCACACUUGUUUCUGCUUCACGCUGAUUGGCGGAAAUCUGACAGCUCAGUCGACAGGGAGCCACAGGGAAAUUGGAGGUGGAAUUCAAAUUCCACAGACGUAGUUGCAAGCUCUCCUUCCUUUCCCCACCAAACCCCAGAGCGCCCCAGAGAGCUUACUUGCAGGCUACUCUAUUCCCCACGCCCCCUAGAAGAGUCUAAAGGCUGACAGACUAGUCAGUAGUGUAGUUUACAACAAUUAUUACUGUUUGCUGAUUUCCUAUCUGGCCACCCGUUUGGUUUCUGUACAUGUAUGUAGUAAUCACUUCAUCAUUAAAUUUCACUGGAAUGACGCUAAAGAAUCAUAAACUUUUUUUCUUUUUAGAGUUUGGGCGUUGUUCUAUAUGUGCUUAUUUGUCGAGCCUUACCAUUUGAUGGAGGCACGCUUCCAGCUCUUCGAGACAGAGUGUUGGAGGGACGUUUUAGAAUACCUUUUUUCAUGUCUACAGGUAAAAAUAAGCGCUGUUAUUAAGCCUGUUUACCGAAGUGUUAACUUCACCCUUAGGACUUAAUAAAAAGCUAAUAAACUGACCUGAAAAUCUUCAUUAUAUUUGCAUGGUUUCUCGACUGGUUCCACUCAAAUUCCCAACGAAACGGUUGAGCCUGCAGUUUUCAGCGGAUACUUUUAAAUUGUCUUUAGAGCCCAGUUCACCCUGGCCACUAUUUCUUCAACGCAGUAAACUAUUCAGGCAAUUCCUAGAAUUUAAAGUACUGUACAAAUGCAUCUGCCAGAGCAAAACAUUUUGAUAUUGGCUGUGCUGUAGUUAUACUAGAGAGCGGAAUAUACAUAUGUGUUAUCUCAUUUUGAUCUCGCUGAUAAUCACUUGCUUCUUUUCGCAGAAUGCGAACACUUGAUUCGACACAUGCUCGUAAAAGAUCCAAAUCAACGAUACACCAUCGAACAGAUAAAGAAACACAAGUGGAUGCAAGCUGACCCGGCGGUCAAAAGCAUUCUGACCUACAACAAAGAGGCAAAUUUCGAAGGAGAAAAAAUUCUGGAUGAGUACAAUGAACAAGCGCUCGAGUUGAUGCAAGGAUUGGGUAUUGACAUCGAAAGAACAAGAACGGUAAAGACCGCAUUCAAAAUUUGUUUAUUCAGCCUCAGAUACUAAGUAAGCCCCCUAUUCUUUAGGGAUUUAGUCCCCAAAGAUAAAGACCCAUGAGGAAGAUACUUAGCCUUACUGACUAAGUAUCCUAUCCGUUCCCACCAUUCCUUUUUGUAAAAUCCUUAGAAACACAAGUUCGGGCAGCAUAAGUUUCAUUUGAAAGGUAACACCAUAGGAUUUCGAUUUAAGUUUGCUGUUUCCGUAAAAUGUAAAAACUUGCUAGGAAAUUAUUGAAUUCGUUUGGAGCGCUUCAGAUUACCACUGUACACUGAUUUUAUGAAUUUAAAUUUUUAAUUUUAGUAAUUCCAAUUAUUUAUUCCUCAACAGGCCCUUGCUGAAAACGCCUACGAUCACCACACCGCUAUUUAUUAUCUACUUGUGGAUCGACUUCGUCAACACAGGGCGAGCUACCCUCUUCAAACUCAGCUUGAAACCAAACUACGUCGGCCAAGUGGAAUCGCAGAGGCUGCCGUUGUGCGUGGUGGCAGGAAUAAUGUUAUGGUAGUACCCAAUCGCGCCGUACAGCGCAGCGUCCCAGCCCAAACUCCGCGGCCUUAUCUCCCCCUCCAAUACGCUAUCAAUGAACUGCACGAACGCAUUCCCACGCCGCCCGAAAUAAGGCGGGAAAUCGCCACGGAGUGCGUAAAAGAACUUUCUCCAAUGCGCGAGCCUGGACUCAAGGCGCGUUCAAUUUCACCACGUCAGAUGAUAAACGUAGCACCGCCUUUGUCGCUUGACAAUAGUGUUAGUAGAGAAACGGACUCUCCUACGUUGGAAAACAUGGACAGUGACGAGAAUGAAGAAGACAAGCCUAAAGUCAGGCGUCAUACUGUUCAUUCUAUGCCUAAGCAGUCACUAGCCGUCCCCGUGAAUCAUCCUCUAUUGCGAGGUCGCUCAGAGGAAACCCACGAAGAAUCGAACAUUCACGCUUUUCAAAUAAAACCUGCUAUUGUGGUCUCACACUGUGGGCCCAGUAAUAGCCUGAUGACGUCGACGCCACCCGUAGUCUCUCUUCGAGGUUCGGGACAGCAUCUUCAUAAUCCCGUGAGAAGAAACGGUCAUGUGCCGCUCGGAAGACGGGCGUCCGACGGCAAUGCCGUAACGCUAGCGUUUCAACAGCACUUACGAGUUUCCAGUCCGAAUAAUAGAAUAAAACAGUUACAACAGGAGCACCAGAGACUACAGGAACAGUAUCAAAAAUCGCUGUCACCCACGGAAAUUUCCGACCAGCAGGUGGCUCACUCUGAAUAUAAACUUAACUAUGAUCAAAUGCGGGAAGAACUUCAAAAACAUUACGAGGAACUCAUGGCUUACAACGAGCAGGAACGAACUAACGAGAGAAUGGAGCUAACUGACGAACAGAAAAUCGCUUUCACUCAAGCGGAACAACCAGCUCCUUAUUCAAUGCCAUUACAUCACCAGUUACAACAACUCCAUAUUGACAAUCGCCACAAUCCUCUACGAAGGACUCCCUCGUACAAGCAAAACCCUCAUAAACAAGUGUUUCGAACAUCAUCUUACAAACGUGCUCAGAUUUGUGCUAUGCUUCCUCCGUUACAAAGCGAACCUUUCGACUCUCUCGAAAAUAAAGAACCACUUAUUUGCGAAGACAAGACGAAACUUGGUAGAUAUUCCAUAAUCUCACUUUAGGGAAACCAGUUGCAAGUAGAUUUUGCCGGGGGCGGUUUUAUGUUGACUUUCGAUUUGCAUCUCCUUGUUUGAGGCUCAGAGGAAAACAGCGUCCCAACUGCAUACCGUUGAUUAGGUUAACACUUACAGUCUAGAUUUCAUGUCACCUUCGGAAUCAAAACGUGUAAUCCGUCAGCAGUACAUGUAGGUAUAAUGUUUUUUCUUCUCGCAUACAGAAAAGAAGCCCAUUUUGAAUAAAUUAUACAUUCAGCAGUGAGCCUCGAACUAAAGUCUCCACAAAACCGCCUUCAUAGAUAAAUGCUAACUUAUAUAUUGUGUGUAAUGAUUAUAUUUCUAAAACAGAGCGAAAGUAGGUUUUCUAUGUCCUUUUUAAAGAGCGAGUAGAUUUAUAAAACAAAACAUAAUUAUGUAUAAUAAGAAAUAUGAAAGAAGCACUUGUAAAUAACUUGCUUAUUUGCCACGCCCUUAGGCACCAUUGACGCAAAGUACAAGCUGUAUCACUUAAAGUACAGUGCAUUUGAUUGAAAACUUGAGAAAGCCUUACAUUUGUUUCUUUCACUUUUUUCCCUCGCACUUGAAUGAUAUAUAUCUUUCACGACCUUAACGGUCAGCCCAUUUCUCGAAAUUCUUGAUAACAUUUCGCGCCCCGAUCCAAUACCCCAAGUACCAGAGGUUAGAUUUUCUCGCUUGCAACGAGAAAUUAAACCGGAAAUCGCGCAAUGAAAAUUAGCUUCUGGCAACCAGGNACAGAAAAGAAGCCCAUUUUGAAUAAAUUAUACAUUCAGCAGUGAGCCUCGAACUAAAGUCUCCACAAAACCGCCUUCAUAGAUAAAUGCUAACUUAUAUAUUGUGUGUAAUGAUUAUAUUUCUAAAACAGAGCGAAAGUAGGUUUUCUAUGUCCUUUUUAAAGAGCGAGUAGAUUUAUAAAACAAAACAUAAUUAUGUAUAAUAAGAAAUAUGAAAGAAGCACUUGUAAAUAACUUGCUUAUUUGCCACGCCCUUAGGCACCAUUGACGCAAAGUACAAGCUGUAUCACUUAAAGUACAGUGCAUUUGAUUGAAAACUUGAGAAAGCCUUACAUUUGUUUCUUUCACUUUUUUCCCUCGCACUUGAAUGAUGUAUAUCUUACACGACCUUAACGGUCAGCCCAUUUCUCGAAAUUCUUGAUAACAUUUCGCGCCCCGAUCCAAUACCCCAAGUACCAGAGGUUAGAUUUUCUCGCUUGCAACGAGAAAUUAAACCGGAAAUCGCGCAAUGAAAAUUAGCUUCUGGCAACCAGGAUAGCGCCCUAAAGUCUCACGUAGAGAGUUAGUGGUGCUGCUCCUAGCUCUCAAUCAUCAGCCCAUUUUGUUUCAUUUACUGGUUAACCUUGAUCCUGAAAAGAAAUUCGGCAAACAUCAACGGUAUUCCGGUCCUAGUGAUUACCAGGACUUCCCAACCUCGUCGCCAGGGCCGAUCCCCCUCCUCUCAUUGUUUAAGGGAAAAGCCCUAGGAACAGGUCCCCGGCCGGCAGUACCGGAGCAAAGAAUUGGCCCCCUCGACUCCCGCCUUUUUUCCAUUUUUCCUGCCCUUGCUUUACGUUUGCAAAUCUUAUCGGUCUUCUGGUUUGCUAUCAAUUCAACCCUGCAGGGUCAUGCGGCUCCUGAUUCAACCCAAAUUACCUACACAAAUUUAAUUUUCGAAAUAAAUGAAAAAAUAAAAAUAAAAACGAGAUUUCCAAAAAAAUAUGUUUGCAUGCUGUUUAAACCUCUGAAAGGAUGUAUCCCUCGCUUACUCUCAAACAAGAAGGAAAUUAAAGCUUUUUGUUCGGAUGGACACGAUGAGAAGGAUCCCUCUGACGGUAGAGAUUCCAAUGCACUUGAGACCGUUAUAUGAUUCAGUAUCUGAAAUAAUGCAACGACUUUAUACUCAGUAGAUAAGGACAUUUCACUUGUUCCUCAUUGACAUUGUUGGUUACUAUAGCUAGUUGACGUUGGUCAUGAGCUGGCUACCCAGUGACAGUUGUAGCAAACUUCACGUGACCAUUAACUCAUUAGUCGUUCAAAUCACAAAAACAAUGGUUGUCACAUUUGUUUCUAUCCCGUCGUGCUCUUUAAAAAUUACCUUUCUGUUACAUCAAUAUUUGAAGUUUAAAUUUUACUGUCAAUGUGACGUCAUUCCCCACCAAAAAUCGCUAAAAUCUAAAAACAAUAAACAUAAAAAAAAAUGAAUGUAAGGUUGGCAAUACGGCGAUGGGCUGAUUUAUUUGAGGUCAGUGUUUCGGCCAACAAAAUUAGCCUUCCUCAGGGCCAGGGAUACACUGAAAGAAAAAAACCAUAACGGAUUCUAAAAUUUGAAUUUAACUUUACAUGAGAGGUUAAAAAUAAACUAAGGGUCCCUUCA